ACUGGGUGUCCCGGGAGCUGUUGUUGAGAGGGGUUAAGUGCCUUGGUCAAGAGCACAACGGCAGGUAAUGCCUCUAGGACUUGACACCAGCAACCUUCCAGGUUGCCAGCUCACUUCCAGAAAGAUUUGUCCUAUCAGACCCGGGAUUCAAACCAGCAACCUUGCGGCCACUGGCCCGCCUCUAACCACUCUAGGCUACCUGCCGCACCAGGCUGUAUUGGAUCUUGACAGGCUGGCACAUUGACAGAGGGCAGAGCUGGUCUCAUAUCACUGUGGGUUGUUUGAUACCCUAGAAGUUCUCAUCCAUUGGUGAUGCUUCCAGCUCAUGCAGAGCUGUAAUUCCAGAGCUUCAUCAUGACCAUGUUGGUGAGGCUAGCAUGCCUGCGCAGUCUCCCUGUGUCCGGGCUGCGUCCUGUGUUGACCCAGGGCUCUCCAGCCCUGAGGAGCUCCACCCUGAAGAGCUGCCCGCCCCUCAAGGUCCACCAGGGCUAUUCCACCAAAUCCAGAUUUGGUUUCCGUCGUGGUAAAACGGCCAAGGACCAGCUCCAACAGGCAGCUUUCCAACCAGCAACUGAUACGGCCAUCAGAAUGGAUAACAUGGGCAGGAUGUUCCUGGCUGGAGGGGCUGCUGUAGGCCUGGGAGCUCUGUGCUACUACGGACUAGGCCUGUCCAAUGAGAUCGGAGCCAUCGAGAGGGCUGUUAUCUGGCCCCAGUACGUGAAGGACAGGAUCCACUCGACCUACAUGUACUUCGCAGGCAGUGUGGGGAUGACAGCUCUGUCGGCUGUAGCCGUCAGCAGGACCCCAGCCCUCAUGGGAGUCAUGAUGAGAGGAUCCUGGCUGGCUAUUGGAGCUACCUUUGCAGCCAUGAUUGGAGCAGGCAUGCUGGUCAGAUCUAUCUCUUAUGACCAGAGCCCAGGAGCCAAACAUCUAGCCUGGAUGCUACAUGCAGGUGUGAUGGGAGCGGUCAUAGCCCCCAUGACUCUGCUAGGUGGGCCCCUGAUGAUGAGGGCAGCCUGGUACACAGCGGGCAUAGUGGGGGGUCUGUCCACCGUGGCCAUGUGUGCCCCCAGUGAGAAGUUCCUCAACAUGGGAGGACCCCUUGCGGUGGGCUUCGGAGUCGUCUUCGCCUCCUCUAUCGGCUCAAUGUUUCUGCCGCCUACCUCAGCGAUGGGAGCAGGCCUCUACUCCAUCGCUAUCUACGGAGGUCUGGUCCUCUUCAGCAUGUUCCUGCUCUACGACACCCAGAAGGUCAUCAAGAGGGCGGAGACGUACCCCAUGUACGGGAUGCAGAAAUACGACCCCAUCAACUCGUGCAUGGGGAUCUACAUGGACACUCUGAACAUCUUCAUGAGGAUGGUGAUGAUUCUGUCCGGAGGAAACAGAAAGAAAUGAAGACGUUCCAGUCUGACUUUACAUCUUCGUUAAACCUUCAACCUUCCACACAGUUGAACAACAACGAUAUGUUCUACAAUUAGCACCAUACACCAGCUGUUACCUACUUUUUAGUUUGAAAACAUAUUUUCAACUGACACAAUAAAAAAUGUGUUGCUUUUGUGUGAAGAAGAGGAUUGUAAUUUCCUAGAGCAUAUUGACACUCAUCCAAGUAAGGAAGACAUCUUGCUCUGUUCCAUAUUCAGAAUGUUAAAUAUGCUUUUGUCUUGAUUCUGAGGAGGCCUAUUUUUAUUUCAAGUCAGGAUUGUUCAUGGGGAUAUCUGUCAACAUCACAGAUCGCCCCUCAGUCUCCUCCUCUUAAUUGUUCCUUUAUAUUUUAUAUAUAUUUAUUUUCACUUGAGGUGGGUGUUCCCAUUCCUGACAAGCAAGACAAAGCUGGGCAAACAUCAUAUUUAUAUCAUCCCUCAACCUUGUACUUCUAGCCUCCACACAUACAAUACGUGUGACUAUGUGCUUAACUCCUUGACAGAGACUGAACUUGGAUGUGUUGUAUCGGGCCGAGCCUUGGAUGGGUGGUGCUUUGACAUGUUGUUUCUGUUAGAAUGAAAGUGAUUGAAUGUGAUCAACGCUGUUCUGGUAUCAUUCAAUAAAAGUGAAAGAGAAUGCA
Oncorhynchus nerka (sockeye salmon) is the source of this 2062-nucleotide messenger RNA. It is a transcript of the gene ghitm, whose product is annotated as growth hormone inducible transmembrane protein. Gene Ontology annotation, cellular component: mitochondrial inner membrane. Bases 355 to 1395 code for a protein of 346 amino acids. The record is from RefSeq and is a predicted model, not a curated record. The transcript is spliced from 9 exons. Lineage: Eukaryota; Metazoa; Chordata; Actinopteri; Salmoniformes; Salmonidae.